AUGCUGUGGACGGAUGGCUGGUUCGGCGGACCCGACCUGAUACAUGGGUUCAUGUUGGCGUUGUGUCUUAUAGUUUCGGUCAUGCCCGUGUUCUGCGGCGGCAAAGUAAGCUGGUUUUUUUGGUGUUCUGGGGAAGGGGGGGGUUGGGGGUAAAAAAAAAGGGGGGGGAAGUGUUAUUGGGGAUUUUUGGUUCUUUUAGGAGGUGUUGUUGUGGAAUGAACAAAGGCGUGUUGUUGGAGAUUUGGAUGUUUUUAGGAAGUGUUAUGGGGACUUUUUUUUUGUUGUCUUUAGGGCUUAUUUAUUUUUUGUUUUAAGGGGGGUGUUAUCAAGGUUUUUUUGGUGUUUUUGAGGGGUGUUUUCGGCCUUUUUUUUAGGAAUUGUUAUUAGGGUUUUCGGUGUUUUUUGGACAGUGUUUUCGAGAUUUUUAUUGUUUAUAUGGAGGUGUUAUUGAUUUUUUUGUGUUUUUAGGUGGUGUCAUUAGAGAUGUUGGUAAUUUUAGGGACUUUUAUUAGUAGUUUUGUGGUUCUAAGGGAAUACUAUUGAAGAUUUUAGUGUUUAAGGGGUGUUAUUGGGAUUUUUUGUGAUUUUAAGAGGUAUUAUUGGAGUUUUUUUAGCGUAUUUGGGGAUUUUUACAGAGUAAUUUUAGGUGAUUUAAAGGCUUUUUUCUCAUUUCAUGAAGUACCAUGGUGUAUAUCUUUCUAGAAAUGCUAACAAUUGUCAUAUUUUUCUUAAUUUUUACAGAAUUGAAGAAAAAACUUGACAUGCCAAUUCCCUCCUCCCCCAUUCUUACACCCCCCCCUCUUCCCCCUCGCCCUCAAAUUGACUGCUUACUCUGAACAAGCCUACUUUUGAUAGAAAAAACCUAAAAUAUACUGCCAAACCACAAAAUACGUUAAAAUAUAAUUUGUCAACUUUCAGAAAAAAAAAGGAAACUCUCAGGAUGUGACAAAUAUAACGAAAGAAGCGAAGGACAUGAAGCCGAAGAAGUGGAAUCAAACCAGCAAGGAGAAGUUGAUCGCCAAGGGCGAGCUGCAAAAGGGACGCAACGAAUAUCCUACUGUAAUUUUAUAGAUUUUUGUUGAUUUUUAGGUAACAAUGGGCUUGUAAUUUGAAGUUGUGAUUGGGCCGGUCAAAAAUUAUAUGGAAUUUUGGUUUGGGAAGGAAGUAUUAGUUUGUUCAAAAAAUUUUGAGCUACGUGUCUUAUAGAGUUGCUUUGACAGAUGGAUCAGAAUUUUUUGAACAACCUGUCAAAAACUUAAAAAAUUGCCAUUUUGAUUGAAUAAACCAUCCAAAACCGUCUUUUUCAGAUGGACGACGUGGCCAGCGACUGGUCUUCGGAGGAGGAAGGUGAAGAUGGCAAAAAGAAGAAGAAGCCGAAAGGGGCCAAGCCCAAGGGCGGCAAGAAGAAGGGCAAGAAGGACGACGAGAUGGGCGAGAAGUCCGGGCAAUUCGGCGGUCUCGGAAUAUAA
Bursaphelenchus okinawaensis is the source of this 1469-nucleotide messenger RNA. NCBI's taxonomy places the organism in Eukaryota, Metazoa, Nematoda, Chromadorea, Rhabditida, Aphelenchoididae. The record is from the annotation of a GenBank genome assembly.